Messenger RNA from Larimichthys crocea (large yellow croaker), 3971 nucleotides. Its product is annotated as galanin receptor type 1. Bases 314 to 1369 code for a protein of 351 amino acids. Gene Ontology annotation, biological process: positive regulation of cytosolic calcium ion concentration; negative regulation of adenylate cyclase activity; G protein-coupled receptor signaling pathway. The transcript is spliced from 3 exons. Gene Ontology annotation, molecular function: galanin receptor activity. The record is from RefSeq and is a predicted model, not a curated record. Gene Ontology annotation, cellular component: plasma membrane. NCBI's taxonomy places the organism in Eukaryota, Metazoa, Chordata, Actinopteri, Sciaenidae.
GAUGGAUCAGCGCGGUCGGUGCGCACCAGGAGAGACUCCAAGGCGCGCAGCAGCAAGGCUGAUGAAUGCUGUACGGAGAUAGCGUUGGAAGGUUUGAUUACACGUUAAAACUGACGUGAGGUGUAAACAGAAAGCUGUGGAUUUAGCGAGAGGUAAAGAUACAAGAAAGCAAACAGUGUCUACAGGAGCGCUCAUGGAGACGCACCACAAGUCUUGCUCUUAAAACUGUGUCAUGAAGCAGUAGCAGAGGGGCACAGACCUCUAAUAGAAAAAGUUUACCUAAAGGAGAGAAAGGAAAAAAAAAACAGAAAUCAUGAACUUUUCAGAUCCCGUUUGGCUCUUGGAUGAGACUUGGAACCUCAGCAAACCAGAGAAAGGGGACAAAGAGAAACUUUUAUUCGGGAUCGGCAUGGAUAAUUUCAUCACGCUGGUGAUUUUCGGGCUCAUCUUUACGCUCGGCGUGCUGGGCAAUUCCAUGGUGAUCACCGUGCUGGCUCGGAGCAAACCAGGGAAACCACGGAGCAUCACCAACAUAUUCAUCCUCAACCUGAGUAUAGCAGACCUCUCCUACCUGCUUUUCUGCAUCCCUUUCCAGUCCACUAUCUACAUGAUGCCGACGUGGGUCCUGGGCGCAUUCAUUUGCAAAUUCAUCCACUAUUUCUUCACUGUGUCCAUGCUGGUGAGCAUCUUCACUCUGUCUGCUAUGUCCGUGGACCGGUACAUUGCCAUCGUGCAUUCCAGAAAGUCCUCCUCUAUCCGGAUCGCCAAGCAUGCUUUGAUCGGAGUGGUGGUGAUCUGGAUACUCUCCCUGGCCAUGGCUGCGCCUAUCAUGUAUUACCAGAACAUCUUUCACAGGGGAGAGAAUUACACCUUUUGCUGGGAAUCGUGGCCAGAUCGAAACCAGAAGAAAAUCUAUGUCGUGUGCAUGUUUGUUUUUGGUUAUGUUUUGCCCCUGCUGCUGAUUACCUUCUGUUAUGCAAAGGUUUUAAAUCACUUGCACAAAAAACUCAGAAAUAUGUCCAAAAAGUCAGAGGCAUCAAAGAAAAAGACUGCUCAGACUGUCCUGGUGGUGGUGGUGGUGUUUUGCCUUUCUUGGCUCCCUCAUCACAUCGUUUACCUCUGGGUGGAGUUUGGGACCUUCCCACUGAACCAGGCCUCCUUUGUGCUACGGAUCGCCGCCCACUGCCUGGCUUACAGCAACUCAUCUGUCAACCCGGUCAUCUACGCCUUCCUGUCAGAAAACUUCCGGAAGGCUUACAAGCAGGUGUUCAAAUGUCAGAUUGGUACCAGUGACUCCCCGCUCAACGAUAUCAAGGAGAUUCGCAGCAAAGCAGAAACGCCACCCUCGACUAACUACACCAACGUCUGACUGACAAGGUGUGGAUGGUGACAUGAAAAUAAUUUGUGGCGAAUGUCACACUGAAACUGAAAUGUAAAAGCAUAGUGGCAGAGCCGUCAUGAGUGACGUGAGUGGGUGUGUGGAUUUUUUUGACGUAGGAUGUAUGGUUGCUUUGACAUUGCUGCCGCUGCACUGUUCCACAUAAGCGCUGUUCAUCAUACCAGGACCAGAGGAAGCCACUGUGGCUGCAUGAUUACACCAUCUUUGAUCACUCUGUUUCCUGCAUCUCUUCUUUCAUAAUAAAAAACAGUGGAGUCUGAAACUCAGGAAAAUGAUCCUCUCUCUAAAGUGAGACUUGUUUAGAUUGUAGACAUUAUUUACAUAUGUCACACCAUUGGAUAUUUAAACCAGUACAUUAGAAAAAAUUUGGAAAAUGUACUUUCAGACUCGAAACCAAUAAAAAAAAAACAAACACAAACACAAACACAUCACAAUUACUUCAUAACCUGCCGAAGUAAAACCUGUUUGUCUUUACUGUCUAAAGAGCAGUGUUGGGCAUUGCUUAGUAACAUUUCACAAAAUGUUCUUAUUACUUGUACUUAUUAUACUUAUUACUUCUACUUGGGACAUGCUAGCUUGGUUAACUUGAGGUAGAGGAGGUCUGACACUAUGUUAUGCUGAUCGUUGUGGGCACUGCCAAUCGCUGUUGACCUCUCCUUAAAAAGAGCCUGAAAAAAAUGGACAAGACACGUACUUAUGUCUCUAAAUUUAUAGAAGGCUACAAUAACUAAUUGGCCUCUUCAAGACCAAGACCUUUGUAAUUAUCUUUGCUUGGUGAAAUAUAAGCAUGCAGAUGCAGCUACAAGGUUUGUAAUCUCAGAACCCAUCUUCUAUCAUCUGAUGAUGAUUUCGCCUCUCAGGGCUAUGGCCAGUGUUUCUGGAAUUCACGUGUGGCUAGCAGAUAUCCAGAAAACAUCUGACAAAUAUCUGGGCCAAGACUUUGCCUGCAGUCCAAUUAGCAACUUGGUAUGUAAGAAUGACAAGAAAGACACAUUUUUGCUAAUCUCAAAAUAUAUCUGUGCAUGAUAUGAAUGCAGAUAACUAUAAAAGGAAAAAAAAAAAAGCAAAGUUAUUUUAGAUGAUAGCCAAUGGGUUCCGAGAUUGUGUUUCGGCCAAUGUGUGCUUGCUCUCAUUAUGGACGGUUGCAACUAAAGCCCGCUCAAACAUGAUUGGUCAAUGCAAACGAAAACUUGAGCACGUUCAGUGUCAAAUUCUUGGUUCUACAGUUUCUAGAUUCAUAUACAGAUAUUAAUUUAUAAAGAAUAUCUGUUUGAGUCUUUGAAACAUAGCGACAUACUGCUAACAACAGUACCAUUUUAGGCUUUUUAAAUCUGCCUUUAUUUUUGUACAACUUGCAUUAGUCUGAAAGCAAAAUUAAAGCUAGCUUUACACUACAUAAUAUCUUAAUGAAACCGGCAUCUGAAAUACAGCAAAGACACCGGGGCUAAGAUAGCUGUUGAUAGUGCUGAUUCAAACAACUUACCCAACACUGCUGACAAAAAGUCACCACUGUAGAUAAUAAUAAUAAAAAAACAUUGUCAUUGCACUCAGUGUAACUAAAACUUGUAUUUUAAAUAGAUCUGAUUGUAAAUAUUAUAGCCUGUAAAAGCCUCACUAUUUUUGGUUGUUAUGUUUUCAGUUUGUAUUGUGCUGUAUGAAUGAGCUAGGCUGUAAGACAUAUAAAGCGUGCUGCUUGUUUUGUACCCUUUCUAACCACAAAAACAAUCUAACAGAACAUCCUGUGGAAAUGAAGAACUCUGAUGUUGUCUGCCAUAUGUAUGUGACGUGCCAAGCCUUCAUACAGCAGCUUUACCUCAUCAUUAAAACUAAACAAUAUGAGAACUUUAACUUGGACCUACAGUAUUGCAAAGUAUUUCAUGUACAUCUUUGGAAGUAGGACUUGUAAGAAUGUGUCACAUCAGUUAUUCUGAUUUGAACUGAAAAGAAUCUGAUUAUACAGUCAUUUAGGUUUCUCAUCCUAAGGUUAGACAACCUGUGUGUCAUGGAGGGGAGCUGCAAGUUUUUUUCUGCAGAGGCUGAUAUGACUGAUUAACACAAACUUCAACCAGAGAGGACGAACUAAUCAGUGUAAUCAGCAGACCCUCAUCCUCUCUGUCAGCGAGGAUCUCAGAUGUGAGACAAAGAUUAAAGAAGAGGAGGUUCCGUUGAUGACUUUGCUCGCUAAAGCACUGACUUGGUGAGAUUAUCAUGGACACAUGUGUUGUGAAAGAUGGGAAUUUCUGUGGCAAAGAGGCUGAUGUGGAACACGGAUUGCUUCAACAUACUCAUAUAAAGAGCACAUGAACAAAAGUAUAUAUUUUCAUCAAAAUAUACAAAGUUUAACACUUUAGAUUACAGCCCACAAAUUACAGUGUAAUUAUUUAUCACAUACCAGGUACUGCAUACUGACACAAAUAUGGGGUACAACUUUGUGUUUGAAUUGAGUGCAGUAAAAUUAUAACUAUUUCACAAGGCAGAAAAAAUUAAGUGAAAUUACAGUGUGAAAAGUUUAGAAUUAUGGAGGUUAUUAACCUACAUUAUGGUUGUUGCUGGGGAAACAAUAGCCUAAAUU